This is a messenger RNA of Planococcus citri (citrus mealybug), 2677 nucleotides long. It is a transcript of the gene spas, whose product is annotated as spastin. NCBI's taxonomy places the organism in Eukaryota, Metazoa, Arthropoda, Insecta, Hemiptera, Pseudococcidae. Gene Ontology annotation, molecular function: ATP binding; ATP hydrolysis activity; microtubule severing ATPase activity. The record is from RefSeq and is a predicted model, not a curated record. Gene Ontology annotation, cellular component: microtubule cytoskeleton. Bases 242 to 1936 code for a protein of 564 amino acids. The transcript has 9 exons.
UUUUGAUUUUGAACAAAAAAAAAAUAAGAGAAAAGAAAAGUCAUAAAUAAUAAAGCUCGUUAUUCAGACAGUCAACUUUUAACCCUUUUAAUUGCAUAUAUUUUUCUAUUUUGUGGCUUUAUUGUUCAAGAUAUCCACCAUCCGAUCAAUCCCGAUCAUUUUGCAGCCCUAAAACCGUCCUCAAAGAAAUGAAAUUGAAAUUCUUCUACUAAGUUAAAUCAUUCUUCAGACUAUAUCUCUAAUGGUAGAAAAAAACAUCGCGCAAUGUGAAAAAUCUGAAAAAGAUGAAGAUUCUAAUAACACAGAAUCCGAUAGUACCGAGAGUACUUUUCAUGAACAAAAUCUUUACUUAGCUUCGUUUCCCUUGAUAGCUUCGUUCGCAUUGCUAAACUAUCUUUCGCACCUGUUAGUUGCACUAUUUCGGUAUAUUUUGCAACAUAUUUUAAAGAUAAGACGCUUCGUUCACAGACCUUUGCAGAGCCGUUGUAUCGAUGUGCAGACCGACGUCGAAAUGCCGAAACAGACUGGUAAUCUAGAAAACCAGUUGGUUAAACAGAAAGCCCACCAUCGGAAAGCGUUCGAGUAUAUUUCUAUGGCUUUGAAAAUCGACGAAGAGAAUGAAGGCAAUAAAAAGCAAGCCAUUCAGCUGUAUGAAAAAGGUAUAAUCGAAUUAGAAAAAGGUAUUCUGGUUGACUGCUCUGGCCAUAAAGGAGAAGCAGGGGAACGUGCUCAACGACUGCAGGACAAGAUGAGGACGAAUUUGAAAAUGGCUAAAGAACGUUUGAAAUUUUUGGUCUCUAAUAAUUCACCGGUCAAUGCACAUCGUCGUUCGAACAGCUUAACGAUGCCAAAUCGGAAAUACUCGAUGAAAAGUCACUCUCCUGUCAAUACUCCUGGUUCAUAUGGCAAAGUACCUAGUUCCUAUACGCCUCCGGCGCUUAAAAAACAAUCCUCGGCUCCAUCAGCUUCGCCAGGCCAUAAAGGGCAAGCAUUAUCUAAGAGUAAAUCUUCGGAUACUGUCAAAACACCUGUGCUAAAAGGAGUAGAGCAGUCUUUGGUGAAACGUAUCAUGGACGAAGUCCUUGAAGAAUCACCUUCUGUGAAAUGGGAAGAUAUAGCUGGUCAAGAGGUUGCCAAGCAAGCUUUGCGUGAAAUAGUUAUAUUACCAGCACAGCACCCCGAGCUGUUCACCGGAUUGCGUACCCCAGCUCGAGGAUUACUGCUUUUUGGGCCUCCUGGUAAUGGAAAAACAUUACUAGCCCGAGGUGUUGCUACUGCUUGCGAUAUGACAUUUUUCAAUAUCAGCGCAGCUAGCGUCACUUCGAAGUACGUAGGUGAAAGUGAAAAGUUGGUCAGAGCGUUGUUCGCAUUAGCUAGAAAAUUACAGCCGUCGAUUAUAUUUGUCGAUGAAGUGGAUUCGUUCUUGACUAAACGAGGUAACGAUGAAUCUGAAGCUAGUAGAAGACUAAAAACGGAAUUUUUGAUUGAAUUUGAUGGCGUUAGUUCAAAUCCGGAGCAUAGAUUAUUGGUCAUGGCUGCAACCAAUCGACCUUAUGAGUUGGAUGAUGCUGUGUUAAGGAGAUUUUCAAAACGGAUUUAUGUAGCUCUGCCAGACCACGAUAUGCGCAAAGGAUUACUGAAACGUUUAUUAGACAAUAAUAAUUGUCGACUGAGCCCUGAAGAGUUAGAUAAGAUUGCAGCACUCACCGAAGGAUAUUCCGGCAGUGAUCUGACAAAUUUAGCCAAAGAUGCUGCUCUGGGUCCAAUCAGGGAUUUGAAAUUAGAACAGACUAAUAAACCUGGAACUCUAAAGGUAAGAGAUAUAACAUUCCAAGAUUUUCAAGACUCGUUAAAACGAAUAAGACGUAGCGUGCCUCCUUCUACUGUUGAAAUAUACGACAAAUGGAACGCUGAAUUCGGUGAUAUCACUUGUUAAAUCGUCACCAUGACGCGACGUCUAGUCACGCAUCGCCGAUGCUUUAAAUUUAAUUAUCCUAGAUACUUAUAUAAUUAUUUGUUUUUAAGUGAAAAAUUCUCGCUAUUUUGCGCUUCAUUGUGAUUAAACUGGUCAAACGAUUGGACUGAUAGUUCAAUAGGAAAGGUAUUGAUGAAUAUAGCCAUGUGACGCGGUCAAGUACAAAAAUCAGUUACCAUUUGAAUACAUUUUGUAUUAAUUUUAUAAAUUCUAACAUUUAAGAUACUAUCGAUCUUAUUUUUAUGCCUCCUGUAGGCUUUUUAUGGCUGCAAAAAAAAAAAAAGGAACAAACCACGCGAACAUCAUUUUUUCUUACAUUUUAGGGAUUCGAUUGUGAUUCGUUUUAAGUAAUAAUGCACUUCGUAAUUACACCAAUGCACCGUCUGAUUUUUUGUACUGAUUAAGUAAUUUUUUUAAAAUGUUUAAUAGAUGAAAAUAUUGACAAAUCUUUAAUCGAGUGAUUAUUUGAUUCGGUGCACUGAAAAGUAACUUCAUGAGUGAAUUUUUUUAAAUGGAAAUUUAAUUAAUUAGUGCCAUGGCGUUGUCUUGAAUCAAUUUACUAUGCCUAAGCUUUAAGUUAAUGCAUCGAGAUUCCACUUGUGAUAUUUUUAUUUUUAUAUCACGUUAAUUUUCUACGCUUGUUUAAAUUUAUUAUUUGUCAAUUUCUUAUUUUAGAAAAUUACAAUUCUUAAGCGAUAUAAA